GGACUCAAACCGAAUUGACUCAAUUUCUGCAACAAGAUUGAAUCGAUUUGAACCUCAAUUCACCCAAAUUGACUUGGACUAUUACGGAAUCGAAUUAAGCUCAAAAUCGUCCCAAAGUAACCAUGGCUCGACCUUAAUCCCAGCCGUUAUCCACCGCAAACGUUUUUAACGUUUGUCGGCCAUUUCCCAUCACGCUCCUUGUCUCUCUCCAACUUUUUCUAAAUUUUUCCAUACUCUCAUCCUCAAUUUCAAUAAUACGCAAUCUUUGAUCUGAUCACGUUCAUUGAAUCUCUUGAGAUUCGUUUCAAAGCCUAUCAAUGGCUGCUUCGCGUCGGCUACGGGAGCUCCAAUCGCAGCCAGGGAACAAGAUCUGCGUGGAUUGUUCGCAGAAGAAUCCGCAAUGGGCCUCCGUCUCUUACGGCGUUUUCAUGUGCCUUGAGUGCUCUGGCAAGCACCGCGGCCUUGGCGUUCAUAUAUCCUUUGUUCGAUCUGUGACGAUGGACUCGUGGUCCGAGAUCCAAUUGAAGAAAAUGGAGCUUAGCGGGAAUGAAAGAUUUAAUCAAUUUAUUUUGCAAUAUGGAAUCCCUAAAGAAACUGAUAUUGUUACGAAAUAUAAUACCAAUGCUGCAUCUGUUUAUCGAGACCGGAUUCAAUCACUUGCCGAAGGCAAACUUUGGCGUGACCCCCCUGUCGUGAAAGAAGCAAUCAGAUCCGGUAAUAAGAGUAAUAGUUAUAAUAAUAAACCUCCGCUAGGUGGUGGGGAUAGGAAUGGUAAUUCUGGAAACAAUGCCGGGUGGGAUAAUUGGGAUAGUUAUGAUGAUGGAGGGUUUAGUGGAAAUUCGAAUAAUAAUAUUAGGAGGAAUAAUACGGUUGGAGAUUUUAGGAGUGGUGGAAAUGGGGUAGGUGCACCGUCGAGGUCGAAGUCGACCCAGAAUAUUUAUUCCCGGGAACAAUUGGAGGCAUCGGCUGCAAAUAAGGAGGACUUCUUUGCUCGGAAGAUGGUAGAUAAUGAGACACGGCCUGAGGGGAUCCCACCCUCCAAAGGUGGGAAGUAUGUUGGCUUUGGGUCAACCCCUCCUCCGGUGCCAAGGAGCAAUUCUCAGGGGGACGUUCUUUCGUCUGUUACUGAGGGAUUUGGUAGGUUAUCUGUGGUGGCAGCAUCGGCCGCACAGUCAGCUGCAAAUGUUGUACAAGCAGGGACAAAGGAGUUCACUUCUAAGGUAAGAGAGGGAGGGUAUGAUCACAAGGUGAAUGAGACUGUCAGUGUUGUGACUACAAAGACAUCAGAAAUCGGACAAAAGACAUGGGGAAUCAUGAAAGGGGUAAUGGCUCUAGCGUCACAAAAGGUUGAGGAAUACACUAAAGAUGAUUCUGGCUUGAAGAAUGAUGGCUGGCAACGGAAAGAGAGUGAAAGAAAUGGUUACUUUCAGGAGUUUGGACAGGAGUCUAAAGGAUGGAAUCAUUCUCCGGAGGUGCAACGCUCAUCUGGUCGACAGUUCAACUCUGUCAGCUCUGGCUCCUGGGACGAUUGGGAUAGUAAAGACAACAGGAAAGAAGAAUCAUCUAAGGGAACAACAUCCUUUAAUGGAGAUAGCUGGGCAGGCUGGGAUGAUGCAAAAGAUGAUGAGUUUGAUAAUUUCUAUCAAGGUGCAUCUAAUCACAAGGCUGUGGGUUAUAAUGGAAAAUCAGAUGGCAAGUGGUCGGAGGGAGGUUUUCUUUAAGGUUAGCAUAUCUCAUUCAUAAUUCUUUUUCAAAAAAGCUCCCUUCCAAAUUUAGUUUCGCCUUUUGAACUUGUUGGAAAGCUUGUGUGUUCAAUAUAAAUGCAAAAUUGCCUCUGUAUGUGUGUAAUGCUUGUUUGUAUUGCCAGGACAAUUCUUUUGUUGAUUCCAAAAUAUAAGACAGCAUUCUGAUUUAUAAUGAAAUUAGUUGCAUUUUUAUGUUUA
Olea europaea var. sylvestris is the source of this 1943-nucleotide messenger RNA. Its product is annotated as probable ADP-ribosylation factor GTPase-activating protein AGD6. Lineage: Eukaryota; Viridiplantae; Streptophyta; Magnoliopsida; Lamiales; Oleaceae. The coding region runs from base 318 to 1721 and encodes 467 amino acids. Gene Ontology annotation, biological process: vesicle-mediated transport. Gene Ontology annotation, molecular function: GTPase activator activity. The transcript has 3 exons. The record is from RefSeq and is a predicted model, not a curated record.